AUGCAUCUUCAAGUCUUUCUUCCCGUUUUGGCCCUGGUCUCAACUUCAUUCGCUGCCCAGUUGACGCAAGUCACAAAUUAUGGCGGCAGUGCGCGGGCCAAACCUGGGAUGUGGGUGUAUGUGCCCGAUCAAGUGAAGAGCGAUGCUUUGGUAGUAGCAAUACACUCAUGCCAAUCAUCCGCGCAAAAGUACUUCCAGAACAGCAAGAUCCCAUGGAAGCAAGGUUCGGAUGCAAAGGGCUACGUAACAGUGUGGCCGAGUUCGACCACGGAGUGCUGGGAUGUAUCUAGCAGGUCUUCGCUCUCUCACAAUGGUGGUGGCGACUCUAAUGCGAUUGCAAACAUGAUUGUGUAUGCAGUCGACAAGUACAAGAUUGAUUCAAAGAAGGUCUUUGUUACAGGUGGAUCAUCGGGCGGCAUGAUGUCGAAUGUCCUGGCAGCGACGUAUCCGGAACUCAUCUCUGCUGUGUCGCUAUACUCCGGCGUUCCGGCAGGCUGCUUUGUGUCUUCCUCUGGGGCAUCAGCUGCCUGGAAUAAUACCUGCUCAGGCGGACAAUCUAUCUCGACCGCGCAGCACUGGGGAGACGUAGUACGAGGCAUGGAUGCCGGGUAUAACGGGACGAGACCGCGGAUGCAAUUCUGGCACGGGAGUGUUGACUCAACACUAUCACCCAGGAACUACGACGAAACAUUGAAGCAAUGGAGCAAUGUUUUCGGCGUAUCUACGACCCCGACAAAAUCGCAAAAGGACACACCAGAAAAGAACUAUAGGACGGAUGACUUCGGUCCAAAUGUCCAGGGGAUCUGGGCCGUAGGAGUCGGGCAUUCUGUUCCGUCGCAUCUGACAGUUUCCGAGGCUUGGUUCGGCAUGUAG
Molecule: messenger RNA, 873 nt
Organism: Parastagonospora nodorum SN15
Lineage: Eukaryota; Fungi; Ascomycota; Dothideomycetes; Pleosporales; Phaeosphaeriaceae
Exons: 3
Coding region: 1-873 (290 amino acids)
Cellular component (GO): extracellular region
Molecular function (GO): hydrolase activity
Source: RefSeq, a predicted model, not a curated record